UCUCACCAUUGUCAAACAUACAUUCAUUUGCAUUUAUUGGAAAUACGACUGCCAUGAAUAGCAUUAUGGAGAAUAUUGAUGUCAAAGAACUUCCUGCUAAAAGAAGAGAGAUUGAAGAAGCAUUGAAGAACAACAACUUGCCCAUAGCUGCAGGCAUGAUUCAAGAGUAUUUGAAGGAGUUUAAUAAUGUGGAGCUGAAUAUUGCUGUCACAGGAGAGACGGGCUCUGGUAAAUCUACCUUUGUCAAUGCAUUCAGAGGCAUGAAGGAUAAUGAUGACGGCGCUGCUCCAACUGGUGUGGUGGAAACCACCAUGGAGGCAAAGGCUUACUCCCACCCAAAAUACCCAAAUAUGCAAGUUUGGGAUCUCCCUGGUAUUGGCACCGCUACCUUCAAACCAGAAGAGUACCUUCAGAAAGUUGAAUUCGAUCGCUUUGAUUUCUUCAUCAUAGUCUCAUCAGAGCGAUUCAGAGCCAAUGACAUUUCUCUGGCCAAGGAGAUCCAAAAGAUGAAGAAGAAUUUCUACUUCGUUCGCUCCAAGAUUGAUAACGACAUGAGGGCUGAGGAGAGAAAAGAGAAGUUUGACAAGGCUAAGACACUGGAAACAAUCAGACAAUACUGCAUCAAAGGGCUUGAGGAUCAGGGUCUGGGCUCUCCUAAGGUCUUUCUCAUCUCCGGUUUUGACUUAGGUCUCUACGAUUUCCCUGACCUUGAGGAGACAAUGGAGAAAGAGCUUCCUGACCACAAGAGGUGCUUUAUGAGAGGGUACACUCCACCACCGGAAAGAUGCUGUCGGAGCUCAAAGUGCACGGUAUGCUAAGUGAGACAACGUGUCCCAAUGCUUGGCACUGUGGGAAUGUCUUCACUACUACCUACUGACCUCCACACUUAAAAACCUGAGUCAGGAUGUAGAAAGAGUGAUGGGCGUAGCACUUGAGAUACCUGUCACUGAGUAGACCGAUGGUCAGUCAGUUAUUAAAAUAUUUUACCACUCACUAAAAAUACAUGCAAAAGGGUUGAUCUGACAUCUGUUUUUUAUAUUUUGCGUAAUGAAACAAAUGCAGAGUGACAUUUACUGCUUUUGGGGUUACUUAUUUACACCAGUCAAUUAAAUAUAAAUUAUUAUGAUGUAUUCUGUACAUUUAGUGAAGGCAAUUUGUAAGUGUGAUUUCAUUGUUAUGACUUUCUCUUUACAGUGAUCAAAAAUAAAUGUUCAAUGUUC
Salmo salar (Atlantic salmon) is the source of this 1220-nucleotide messenger RNA. RefSeq names its product Interferon-inducible GTPase 1 (gene iigp1). Gene Ontology annotation, molecular function: GTP binding. The record is from RefSeq and is marked provisional. Gene Ontology annotation, cellular component: membrane. Lineage: Eukaryota; Metazoa; Chordata; Actinopteri; Salmoniformes; Salmonidae.